Molecule: messenger RNA, 702 nt
Organism: Schistocerca piceifrons (Central American locust)
Lineage: Eukaryota; Metazoa; Arthropoda; Insecta; Orthoptera; Acrididae
Exons: 1
Source: RefSeq, a predicted model, not a curated record
AUGGGGAAGACAAGAGCUCUUUAUAAGAAAAUUAGAGAAAUUAAAGGAAAAUUCCAGGCAAAAAUUGGAAUGAUACAAGAUAGAAACAGGAAAGAUCUGGGUGAAGCAGAGGAUGUUAAGGAAAGCUGGGCAGAAUAUGUAGAAGACCUAUACAAGAGAGAACCACAUAAUGACAGGUCUCCUACUGGUGAUGUUAAUGUUAAUUUAGAACUAGAGCCAGAUAUUUUGGAGAGCGAAAUCCAGUGGGCCCUUGAAAACAUGGCUGAUAACACAAUUAGUGGACAUGAUGAAAUACCAGCAGAAUUGUUUAAAGUCACUGGAAAGGAUACAGUGAAAGUGCUGCACUCAAUAUGUCAAAAAAUAUGGAUCACGCAGCAGUGGCCAAAAGACUGGAAAAGAUCAGUAUUCAUCCCCAUUCCAAAGAAGAGAAGUUCUAAAGAAUGCUCAGACUACCAAACAAUCGCACUUAUCUCACAUGCUAGCAAAGUCACGUCGAAAAUCUUACAAAAUAGACUUUGCCAAUAUCUAGAUCGAGAGCUACCAGAAGAACAAGCUGGAUUUAGGAAAAGAAGAGGAACUAGAGAUCAAAUUGCUAACAUUCGGUGGAUUAUGGAAAAAGCAAGAGAAUUCCAGAGAGAUGUGUACCUCUGCUUUAUUGACUACGCCAAAGCCUUUGACUGCGUCGAUCACAACAAAUUAUGG